Lolium rigidum is the source of this 720-nucleotide messenger RNA. Its product is annotated as arabinogalactan protein 23-like. The record is from RefSeq and is a predicted model, not a curated record. The transcript has a single exon. NCBI's taxonomy places the organism in Eukaryota, Viridiplantae, Streptophyta, Magnoliopsida, Poales, Poaceae. The coding region runs from base 238 to 417 and encodes 59 amino acids.
GGUCGCAUGCACGCACGUCGGAAGCUCCUCCACAUGGCGAGCACUCCCCAAGAUUAGCCCGCCUAACCCUCCUAUAAAUGGCGGCCCCGCGCUCCCAUCUCUCCUCAGGCAAAGCACAAGGACACAGAGCAACCCAGAGAGCAGCAGCCUUCCUCGCCUCCGUUCUUCUCCGGCACCGGUGCUCUCGAUCGUUCUCCCCGACCGACCGAGACCACCACCUCGACCGACCAAGAAGGGAUGGAGAUGAAGAAGAUCGCCUGCGCCGUCCUUGUCGCCGCCUCCGCCACCGUGGCCCUCGCCGCCGAGGCCCCCGCCCCGGCACCCGGCGUCGCCGCCGGCUCCGCCGCCACCGGCCCGGCCCUCGGCGCCGUGCUCGGGGCCACCGUGCUCUCCUUCUUCGCCUACUACCUGCAGUAAGCGCGCAUUCAUCCACAUUUCGCUGCGAGGAGGAAGGGAAGAAGAUUACUCUUACGUAUGGCUCUACGCCGCGCUCAUCCGAAACAUGCGAGUGCAUUCUCAAUCUUUGAUGGAUGCAUGAGCAUGUUUUGAUUUAUCUUAAUUUUUUUUCUCUCCUCCAUUUGGCGAAUUGAUACGCACCGGUCUGAUUAAUUUGGUGCUUUCUUGUUAUAUUCUGUUCUUCCCUUGGAGAGAGGGAUCGAUGGAUAUUGUAUUAUUGUUUGCCAUCUGUUUGGCCUAAUUUAUAAAUAUUGGAUUCAAUCA